CGCGGACAUCAUGUGGCCAACACCAGCCUGAGAGACACACCACACACAGGGGACCCUAUAUAAGCUCUGCAGCUGUCAGGUGAAGGACACUGACUGCUUUGCUCAAAGGGGACGACUCGCUUUAGGGGAUUACAGCUCUAGAUACUCAUAGACCCAAACUGUAACCAUGUCUCACGCUUGGGGAUACGCAGCGGACAACGGACCCGAAAAAUGGUGUGACAAUUUCCCUAUUGCCAAUGGACCCCGUCAGUCUCCCAUUGACAUCCUACCUGGUGAAGCAUCUUUCGACGGAGGGCUGAAGCCGCUCUCCCUGAAGUACGACCCCUCCACCUGCCUUGAUAUCCUCAACAACGGACAUUCCUUCCAAGUGACCUUCGCAGAUGAUAGCGACAGCUCAACUCUGACAAAUGGACCAAUCACAGGGACCUACAGGCUCAAGCAGUUUCAUUUCCACUGGGGGGCUUCUGAUGACAAGGGCUCUGAGCACACCGUGGCCGGGACCAAGUAUCCUGCUGAGCUCCAUCUGGUGCACUGGAACACCAAAUACCCAAGCUUCGGUGAUGCUGCCAGCAAGCCCGAUGGUCUCGCUGUAGUCGGAGUUUUCCUGAAGAUUGGUGAUAAAAAUGACAGUCUCCAGAAGCUUCUUGAUGCUUUCACUGGCAUUAAGACCAAAGGCAAACAGACCACUUUCUGUGGCUUCGACCCUGCUACCUUGCUCCCUGGUUGCCUGGACUACUGGACAUAUGAUGGCUCUCUGACCACACCCCCUCUGCUGGAGAGUGUUACCUGGAUUGUCUGCAAAGAGCCCAUCAGUGUCAGCUGUGACCAGAUGUGCAAAUUCCGCGGCCUGCUCUUCUCUGCUGAGGGUGAGGCCGAGUGCUGCAUGGUAGACAACUACCGCCCUCCCCAGCCGCUCAAGGGUCGCGCUGUCCGUGCUUCCUUCAAGUAAACUCCCCCCCCCCCCCCCAUACCCUUUUUACCCUUUUGCCCCUUCCCUUCCCCCUUUCCUUUUUAGUGAAAUGCCCAGUUACCUCUUGCAGUUAGCCACAAAGCACACAUAUCUCACUCCAUCCAACCUUUUAAAGAAAUUAAAUUCCAGUGGUCUGUUGCUUUUAAUGCUGAGCAGUCUAACUGUGAAAUAGAGCACUUGCAGGAUUUGCAUCUCUAUUUCUACAUGCGUAAUAAACCAGCAAAGAUGCCCUGUCGUAAUUUAUUUUAUAAGACAAACACUUCACCAGGAAAGGCAACACGUUUACCAGGAUUUUACAUCUGGUGCACAUGCUUUGUGGAGACAUUAGGUGUGUGGGUCUCCUUCGCGUUGCCCAGGAUGGAUAAUGAAGAUUAAUUACAGUCAAAAUGGUGCUCUUGAGGAUGUAGAAAGCACAAGCUAGUUGCAGUGAGCAGGGGGAGGAUGAAACUAUAUCACCAUCUGUGAGGAAGGUAAGGUGCAGAUAAGAGAUGGCUGUGCGUUCAUUUGCACAUGCAGGCUGCAUACACUCCCACUGCCAGUCUGUCUGUAAUCUCUGACUGACUGCCAGCCUCUGCAUCACAGCAGCUUAAUGAAACACUGCAGCCGCCUCCAUCACAACUGAUUGACUCAGAAAAUCCCCCUCUGGCACACACACACACACACAGCAUUGCACUCAGUCUCAUGCAGCAGACAUGAUGCCUAUAGGCAUUGACCUGCUUAUUGAUUUCAGAAUAUACAACAACAGAGGACAUGAGGACACACUGCUGUUAGUGCUAGCUACUGAACAUCACAACAAUGGCUUACUUACAAUCUAAUCUUCAAAUCUUUCAUGUGUUUGUCAUCCCAUAUUGUGUUUUUAUUAUUAUUAUGGAUUAUGUCUUCUUUUUUUUAGUCUGCUUAUGCAAAAUAUGUCUUAAGUGAUUCCUAAAUUAUGUUUUGUAACCAAAAGCUCUUCUGCAUUUUUGAGGAUUAAAUAGCAAUAGAAAGGAAUGAUUCUCCUUUUCCAAAUGAAAUUGAAUGUGUAAAAAAAUCCCUUCUUGUGUUGUACUGGAAUUCAAGUGUAUCGAGUGCUAAUGCUUAAAGCGCACAGUCGCCACGUGGGCGAUGCCAUUGUGGCAAAUGCACAAAGCCAAGGAAGAAAUAACCCUGCCAAGAAAGCCAAGGAAGAAAACAACAUGCCAACAAAUACGAUUAUAGUGUCAGCCUGGUGUCAGGCCCUGCAUAGAAGACUAAUUAACAAAAUAGUUUUGGGGCCGUUGAUUCAAUUCUGAAACAAUGAAGUUUGGCAAAGCAAUGUUUUUACAGAAAGAUUGUAAUUAACAUUAAAAAAAGACAAAACGCCUUAUGCAAAUCACUAUUAGGGCCGGCCCAGGGGUGUGUCUUGUUGUUAUUCUCUUUUGGAAGUGGAUGUUUUACUAGUUUAAUAAAUAUAUUUUAUGACUAA
Messenger RNA from Scomber japonicus (chub mackerel), 2414 nucleotides. Its product is annotated as carbonic anhydrase 1. Gene Ontology annotation, molecular function: carbonate dehydratase activity; zinc ion binding. NCBI's taxonomy places the organism in Eukaryota, Metazoa, Chordata, Actinopteri, Scombriformes, Scombridae. Bases 167 to 949 code for a protein of 260 amino acids. The transcript is spliced from 7 exons. Gene Ontology annotation, biological process: carbon dioxide transport. The record is from RefSeq and is a predicted model, not a curated record. Gene Ontology annotation, cellular component: cytoplasm.